This is a messenger RNA of Cylicostephanus goldi, 345 nucleotides long. Lineage: Eukaryota; Metazoa; Nematoda; Chromadorea; Rhabditida; Strongylidae. The record is from the annotation of a GenBank genome assembly.
AUGCUGCGCGCUCAAAAGGAUGAAAAGCUUGGAGACGACGAGGAGGCUAAUGUGAAAGUGCUUGCAGAACUCUGGACAGAAGAGGUAGUGUUAAAGGCCAACCACGAAUUAGAGAAUCAAACUGUGCAGGCUGACACUUUCGACUAAAUUACUGAAGUUUGCGCUGAUAUAUACUAUUUUAGCUUCUUCGGACCUCAGUUAUCGCCGGUGUGUGCAAUCGUAGGAGGAUUGGCUGGCCAAGAAGCAAUCAAGGCCAUGUCAGAGAAUGAACGACCCCUCCAGAACAUCUUCAUCUACUCGGCUCUUGAUUCUUCUGGUACUAUGUGUAAUUUCCCACCUCCUUGA